This is a messenger RNA of Fibroporia radiculosa, 1119 nucleotides long. RefSeq lists its product as uncharacterized. The record is from RefSeq and is a predicted model, not a curated record. The coding region runs from base 1 to 1119 and encodes 372 amino acids. Lineage: Eukaryota; Fungi; Basidiomycota; Agaricomycetes; Polyporales; Fibroporiaceae. The transcript has 5 exons. Gene Ontology annotation, molecular function: protein kinase activity; ATP binding. Gene Ontology annotation, biological process: protein phosphorylation.
AUGGAUAGAUCAAGCCAUCUACCUGCGUACGCCUAUAUUUCUCCAGAAAAGGCUCAACUCUAUGCCGAGGACACGCGCAAAGGAUUCUAUGGCCUCAGCCCGGCGGAAAAGCUGUGGAAAGAUCGCCAGCCGUUCCUUGAGAGAACAGGUUACACUUUGAGGAAACGUUAUUAUACAGAUUGGACUCCGUCUUGGAUAGGCAAGAAUGUGGAUCCCAUAUUUUGCGAGGAUUCCAUCAUGCUCAAUAACUAUAACGUCAUCGACGCUAUACGGUGUCGGGAUGGAAUGCUCGUUGCUAUCAAGACCACCAGAGGCGACACGGAUGAGAUUGCUAUCGCCAAGUUUCUCUCUUCGCCCGAUUUGAUUAAUCACCCCUCAAACCACUGUGCUCCACUAAUAGAUUUGCUGCCCGAUCCGCUUGGAAGCAGCAAAAUGCUAAUGGUCACUCCAUAUUUGCGGCCAUUUGAUGACCCAGAAUUUGGUGUUGUUGGAGAAGUACUCGACUUUGUAUUUCAAACAUUACAAGGUCUCCAAUUUCUCCACCAGUGCGGAGUGGCUCAUCGAGAUUGUGCAUCCGCAAAUAUUAUGAUGGAUGGUCGCUCUCUGUAUCCUCAAGGCCAUCAUCCUAUUCGGGAUCACUGCUCCUUGGAUGGCGUUGUUGAACUUGUCCCCUUAUCGCGGAUUGAUCAUCCCGUUCGCUACUACUUUAUUGACUUCGGCAUAUCGACGCGAUUUUCCGAAAAUUCUUCGCCUCUGGUGCUUGGAAAGAACGGCAGAGAUCAAGACGUCCCCGAACUGUCCUCUGAUGUACCAUAUGAUGCAUACAAGGUAGACAUCUUUGUUCUAGGGAAUGUGUACGACAAAGAAUUUAUACAGAAAUAUCAUGGUUUGGACUUCCUACAGUCGCUUGUAGGUGCAAUGAAGCAAUCAGUACCAGGCCGACGCCCUACAGCGCAGGAUACAUUGAAGUCACUGGAGGAAAUCCAGGCCACUUUAAGUAGUGUUCUACUGCGUUGGCGACUACGACCACGUUCUGAGACGCCUCCGGAGCGUAUUCUUCAUGAUACUGUCGCUGCUGCGCGGGAAGGAAUAUAUCAUCUCAAGCGCCUUGUUACAUAG